This is a messenger RNA of Trichechus manatus latirostris (Florida manatee), 4179 nucleotides long. It is a transcript of the gene CRB1, whose product is annotated as crumbs cell polarity complex component 1. Lineage: Eukaryota; Metazoa; Chordata; Mammalia; Sirenia; Trichechidae. Gene Ontology annotation, molecular function: calcium ion binding. The record is from RefSeq and is a predicted model, not a curated record. The transcript has 12 exons. The coding region runs from base 1 to 4179 and encodes 1392 amino acids.
AUGCUUGGUGCAGAAAAAUACACCUUUGAUUCCUUUUGCAAUAAAAACGACACCAGGUGCCUCUCAAUUUCUUGCCAAAAUAAUUCUACAUGCACUUAUUUUUCAAAAGACAACAAUUGCCGUUGUUCAGACACAGCCGGUAAUUUGGACAAAGACUGUGACAACCUAAAAGAUUCUUGCUUCUCUAAACCCUGUCAGCAAAAUGCCUCCUGUGUGAACACCGUAGGAGAGAGGGGCUUUCUGUGCAAAUGCCCUCCUGGCUAUAGUGGGGUGACCUGUGAAGCUGCCAUUAGUUCCUGCGGUGCAAACUUCUGCCAGCACGGAGGUAUUUGCCAUCACGACCCUGUUCACCCCAUCUGCAUCUGCCCUGCUGGGUAUACCGGAAGCUUCUGUGAGAUGGAUCACAAUGAGUGUGCUUCCAGCCCUUGCCACAAUGGGGCCUUGUGCCAGGAUGGAAUCAAUGGCUAUUCCUGCUUCUGUGUCCCCGGAUAUCAAGGCAGCCACUGUGACUUGGAAGUGAAUGAAUGUGUUUCAGAUCCCUGCAAGAACGAGGCUGUGUGCCUCAAUGAGAUAGGAAGAUACACUUGUGUCUGUCCGCGAGAUUAUACUGGUGUAAACUGUGAAUUGGAAGUUGAUGAAUGUUGGUCGCAUCCCUGUCUAAAUGGUGCAACUUGUCAGGACGCUCUGGGGGGUUAUGUCUGUGCCUGUGCCCCUGGAUUCCUAGGUGACCACUGUGAGCUCAACAUGGAUGAAUGUGCCAGUCAGCCGUGCCUCCAUGGUGGGCUCUGCGUGGACGGAGACAACAGAUACAGCUGUAACUGCAUGAGUAAUGGAUUCACAGGGACGCACUGUGAGACCUUGAUGCCUCUGUGUUGGUCAGAGCCCUGUCAUAAUAAUGCUACAUGUGAGAACAGUGCUGACAAUUACACUUGUCACUGCUGGCCUGGAUACACGGGUGCUCAGUGUGAGACCGACAUCAACGAGUGCCAUAGCAACCCCUGCCAGUUUGACGGCCAAUGUGUGGAGCUGUCCUCAGAGAAACAAUAUGGACACAUUGCUGGACUGCCCUCUGCAUUCAGCUACCAUGAAGCCUCAGGUUAUGUUUGUAUCUGUCGGCCUGGAUUCACAGGAAUCCACUGUGAAGAGGACAUCAAUGAAUGCUCUUCAAACCCUUGCCAAAACGGUGGUACUUGUGAAAACUUGCCUGGCAAUUAUACUUGUCAUUGCCCAUUUGGUAACUAUUCCGGAACAUUUUUUGGAGGAGAGGACUGUUCUGAUAUUCUCCUGGGCUGUUCCCAUCACCAAUGCCUCAGUAAUGGACUAUGCAUCCCUCACUUCCAAAAUGGCCAGCAUGGAUUCAGCUGCCUUUGUCCAUCCGGCUACACGGGGUCACUAUGUGAAAUUAGCACCACACUUUCCUUUGAGGGCAAUGGCUUCCUGUGGGUCACAGGUGACUCAGUAACAACCAAGAACUCAGUUUGUAACACAGCCCUUAGGUUUCAGACUGUUCAGCUAAUAGCACUUCUACUUUUCCGAGGUGACAGGGACACGUUUGUAAAGCUUGAGUUGCUAAAUGGUCACAUUCACUUAUCAAUUCAAGUCAAUAAUCAGUCCAAGGUGCUUCUGUACAUUUCCCACAACACCAGCGAUGGAGAGUGGCAUUCAGUGGAGGUAACGUUUGCAGAGGCUGUGACCCUCACCUUACUGGACAACUCCUGUGCAGAGAAAUGCAUCGCUAAAGCGCCUUCUCCAUUUGGAAGGGAUCAACCAAUAUGCACUUUUCGAAACUCGUUUUUGGGUGGUUUACCAAUAGAAAAGACCAGCAAUGGUGAUGUUCUGAUUAACACUUAUCCUAUACUAUCCGCACCUUCAUUUGUAGGCUGUCUCCAAGACAUUAAGAUUGAUUUGAAUCACAUUACUUCGGAGAACAUUUCAUCCAGCUCGUCAUUAAACGUCAAGCCAGGCUGCAUGAGAAAGGAUUGGUGUGAAAACCAACCUUGUCAAAAUAGAGGACGCUGCAUCAACCUGUGGCUUGGUUACCAGUGUGAUUGCCACAGGCCCUACAGAGGCCUCAACUGUCUGAGAGAGUAUGUGGCAGGCAGAUUUGGCCAGGCUGACUCCACUGGAUAUGCUGCUUUUAAACUUGACAAGAGUUACGGAGAGAACUUCACUCUCUCCAUGUUUGUUCAAACACGUCGACCAUCAGGCUUACUUCUAGCUUUGGAAAACAGCACCUAUCAAUAUAUCCGUGUCUGGCUAGAGCAUGGCAGACCAGCAAUGCUGACUCCAAGUUCUCCCAAAUUAGUAGUAAGAUUUGUUCUUAAUGAUGGAAAUGUCCACUUGGUAUCUUUGAAAAUUCGGCCAAAUAAAAUUGAACUAUAUCAGUCUUCACAACAUCUAGGAUAUAUUUCUUCUCCUACAUGGAACAUCCGAAAAGGAGAUGUCAUCUACAUUAGCGGCCUGCCUGACAGGCAAAAGACUGAAGUCAAUGGUGGGUUCUUCAAAGGCUGUAUCCAAGAUUUAAGAUUAAACAACGAAAAUCUGGAAUUCUUCCCAAAUUCAACCAGCGAUAAAACCCACAAUCCAAUUCUUGUCAAUGUUACUCGAGGCUGUCCUGGAGACAACAUCUGCAAGUCCAACCCCUGUCACAACGGAGGUGUUUGCUACUCCAUGUGGGAAGACUUCUCAUGUUCCUGCCCUCCGAACGCAACUGGGAAAGCUUGUGAGGAAGUUCAGUGGUGUCAGCUCAGCCCAUGUCCUCCAAAAGCCCAGUGCCUGAUGGUGCCCCAAGGAUUUGAAUGUAUUGCAAAUGCUGUUUUUAUUGGACAAAGCAGUGAAAUAUUAUUCAGGAGCAAUGGGAAUAUUACUAGAGAACUCACCAACAUCACAUUUGGUUUCAGAACAAAGGAUACAAAUGUUGUAAUAUUUCAUGCAGAGAAAGAGCCUGAAUUUCUUAAUAUUAGCAUUCAAGACUCUAGAUUAUUAUUUCAACUACAAAGUGGCAACAGUUUUUAUAUGCUGAGUCUGACAAGUUUGCAGCCAGUAAAUGAUGACACAUGGCACCAAGUGACUCUUUCCAUGACAGACCCACUGGCCCAGUCGUCCAAGUGGCAAAUGCAAGUGGACAACCGAACACCGUUUGUGACCAGUACAGCUGCUACUGGAAACCUCAACUUUUUGAAGGCUGAUACAGACAUUUACGUUGGUGACCGAACUUUGGACAAUAUGAAUGGCUUGCAAGGGUGUCUAAGUACAAUAGAAAUCAGUGGUAUUUAUCUCUCUUACUCUGAAAAUAUUCGUGGUUUCACUAAUAAACCCCAGGAAGAGCAGUUUCUCAAAAUCUCUACAAAUUCGGUGGUUACUGGCUGUUUGGAGCUGAAUGCCUGCAACUCCAAUCCUUGUUUGCAUGGUGGAAAUUGUGAAGAUCUCUACAGCUCAUAUAAUUGCACCUGUCCCUUGGGAUGGUCAGGGACACACUGUGAACUUGGCACUGAUGAAUGCUUUUCAAACCCCUGUAUCCAUGGUAACUGCUCUGACAGAGUUGCAGCCUACCACUGCAGUUGUGAGCCUGGAUACACAGGCGUGAACUGUGAAGUGGAGAUAGACAAUUGUCAAAGUCACCAAUGUGCUAAUGGGGCCACCUGCAUCAGCGACACUAAUGGCUAUUCUUGCCUCUGUUUGGGAAAUUUUACAGGAAAAUUUUGCAGGUACACCAGAUUACCCUCAACAGACUGUGGGAACAAGAAGACAAAUCUCACUUGCUACAAUGGAGGCAACUGCACAGAGGUCCGGGGUGAUUUAAAAUGUAUAUGUUGGCCUGGUUUCACUGGAGAACGGUGUGAAAAGGACAUUGAUGAGUGUGCCUCUGAUCCAUGCUUCCACGGAGGCCGGUGCCAGGACUUACUCAACAAAUUCCAGUGCCUCUGUGAUGUCGCCUUUGCUGGAGAGCGCUGUGAGGUAGAUUUGGCAGAUGACUUGAUCUCGGCUGUUUUCACCGCAAUUGGCUCAGUGACAUUAGCCUUGUUAUUGAUCCUCUUUCUGGCAGUUGUGGCUUCUGUUGUAGCCUCCAAGAAAAGGGCAACUCAGGGAACCUACAGCCCGAGCCGCCAGGAAAAGGAGGGUUCUCGAGUGGAAAUGUGGAGCAUGAUGCCACCACUUGCGUUGGAGAAGCUGAUUUAG